Messenger RNA from Zeugodacus cucurbitae (melon fly), 3710 nucleotides. RefSeq lists its product as uncharacterized. The coding region runs from base 1312 to 3702 and encodes 796 amino acids. The transcript has 12 exons. Lineage: Eukaryota; Metazoa; Arthropoda; Insecta; Diptera; Tephritidae. The record is from RefSeq and is a predicted model, not a curated record.
UAAAAAAAUAUUUUAUUUCAAAAUAAUCCAGAUCUCGCAUAUUGAAUUAUGCAUUUUACUGUUACUUUCUGUGAUGAGUUUAAGUUUUGAAAUAAUUUCGACGAAAAAACCUAAUAAAUAACUACGAAAAGCAAUUUAUUUAGUGAAAAAAAAAAAAUUAUUGGAAAUUUUGUUAUAUAGAAAAAAAUGGAAAUUGUGUUAUAUAUGAAAAAAUAAAAAGAAACAAAACGAAAAACAAAUAAAGUAAAACUCGAAACACCAAAAUAAAAUAAAAUCUAACUGUGAGUCUGUAAUACAGUUACAAGCACAUAUCAAGCAAAAAAUAAAAAUAAAAAGAUAGUAUUAAACGGCAAGUGAAGAAAACAGAUUUUUCUAAUAAAAAUAAAAGCAAGAAAACAACAACAAAAUAAAAAUAAUUAAAUUAUAUUAAAUAAUAACAGAAAUAACUCACUUAACAGUAAGCAAUCUAUGCAGCUUUUACAACAAAAAUUAAAAAUAAAAAACCAACAACAAAAAUACACUGCGCUUUGUAUAACUAAACUGCUGUGACAAAAAUUUGUGGCAUUUAUUUUUAAAACUAAAGCAAAAAUUGUUUCCAUACAGUAAAUAAUAAAUUUGCAAAAACAACAGAUACAACACCUAGUUCAACGAAAUACAAAAAAAAAAAUUCAAAAAAUUUUCAACCCACUUACAGCAACUCACAAAAGUGUGUGCACCGCGCAAUUUGUUUAUGCGCUUGCUAGUAAAUUUACGUGUUUAAGCAAUUAAAGCCAACUUAAAGCCGCGCACACCACAAGCCUGCCGCGUUGUAACCAACCAAACAGCAGUGCAUAUCUGUGAAAUUGCUUCAUUUUUAAUUUACCAACUGCCGGCAAAAAGUUAAACACGCAAGCGUGUUAAAUUUUUUUUUGUUUUUAUCAUCAAUAAAUAAAUAAGUGUGUGUUUAAUUGUUGUUGUUUGUGUAGAACUUUUGCACCGCAUGCAUUUUUAAUAGAUUUUUACACUUCAACUGCUGCAAAGUGCAAACGUGUGGAUUCAAUAACGAUUACUUGCUGUGUCUGUGUAAAUAAGUUGAAAUUUGGCGCACAACAACAAAAAAAUAACAACAAUACGUUACAGCAAACCACAAAAAUCGACACUGCCUAUUUUCAUUUAUAACUACUAAAGUUUUUGCAACGAAACUAGCGAAAUAUUAAGUAACAAAAGGCUAAGACACUGUGAAACCAAGAAUAUCUAUCCAAUUCUAAAAUAUAAUCUACACUUUAAACUAAAACCCACUCGAAAAGUAACAACAAAAACAAAAAAACAAAUAUGCUUACUACUACAAGCCACACGACAACAACUACAACUAAAAGCACACUAAGUAGUAGAAAUUCAAAUUCAAAGUCUCAUCAUCACCACCUCCACCAACAACAACACAGCUCACACCCGCGCCACAGCAACUCUAACUCUAACACCCGCAAAAUGUUCUCCCAACAGUGCCUUUCUUCCCACAACUACAACUAUCGACUACUACAAAUCGCUCUACUGUGCACAGUGGCGCUACAGUUGGUGCCGUUGGCGUACAGCUUCGAUGUUGCAACAUGUCAUCAACCACUGGGCAUGGAGUCUGGUGCAAUUACAGAUGCUCAAAUAACUGCCAGUUCAGCGCAUGAUACCGGCUUCGUUGGGCCACAACAUGCAAGACUGAAAACCGAUAAUAAUGGUGGCGCUUGGUGUCCCAAACACAUGGUCUCGAAUGCGUUGAAAGAUUACCUGCAGGUCGACUUGCUGUCGACGCAUGUCAUUACGGCGAUACGUACGCAGGGUCGCUAUGGCAAGGGUCAAGGUCAAGAGUAUACGGAGGCUUAUGUGCUGGAGUACUGGCGACCGGGUUUCACCAAAUGGCAACGUUGGAAGAAUACACAAGGAAAGGAGAUCCUUUCCGGCAACAUCAAUACCUACAGUGAGGUGGAGAACUUGUUACAACCGAUAAUUUUUGCUUCGAAAAUACGUAUCUAUCCAUAUGGCCAAUACGAUAGGACGGUGUGUCUACGUGCUGAAAUUGUCGGUUGUCCAUGGGAAGAGGGUAUCGUAUCGUAUAGCAUACCGAAAGGCGUACAACGUGGCAUGGAAGUGGAUUUGUCAGACAAGACUUAUGAUGGCUAUGAGCAAGGUGAUCGUUUUGUUGAUGGAUUGGGCCAACUGGUGGAUGGUCAAAAGGGCAAGGAUAAUUUUCGCACUGACAUACAUGGAUUUGGCAAAGGCUACGAAUGGAUUGGCUGGCGCAAUGAUACACCCGAUUUGAAUGGCAAACCAGUUGAAAUCGUUUUCGAAUUCGAUACAGUGCGAAAUUUUAGUGCAAUAAUAUUGCAUACAAAUAAUAUGUUCACCAAGGAUGUGCAGGUAUUCGUGCGCGCUAAAGUCUUCUUUAGUAUUGGUGGACGUCACUUCUCUGGCGAACCGGUGCAAUUCUCUUAUAUGCCAGACACCGUAAUGGAUCACGCGCGCGAUGUCACUAUCAAAUUACAUCAUCGCGUUGGUAGAUAUUUGAAAAUCAAUUUAUAUUUUGCUGUGAAAUGGAUUAUGCUGUCGGAAAUUUCAUUUGUAUCGGUACCGGCCGUGGGAAAUUUCACAGAUGAGUCCGAGCAACGUGCCACAUUGCCACAGGACACACGCGAAUAUCCAUUACAAAGUAAUGACUAUCAUCAUGGACAAAAGAAUGGCAUGGGCAAGAUGGGCACAAUGAAUGGCGGUGGUGGCGGCAUGAAUGAUGGCGGCAUGGGUGCGGCAGCGGGCGCUGGCCUCGGCUAUAACAAUGGACCGCAAUUAAUUGCCCCACGUCCCAUCGAUCAGGAACCAUCGGAGAAAUUCUCAAUUGGUAUUGUUAUUGUUAUUCUAACGGUGAUAAUUAUUUUCCUCGUUGGCGCCAUAUUCUGCAUUGUAACGCGUACGAAGCGUGCACGCGGCAGCAAUGUCCUGGACGCAUUCCAAUAUAGCUUCAAUCCGAAUACAUUGGGCGGCAAUGUGGAUAAACAUCGACCGAAUGGCGGUGGCAUUAAGGCCAGCGUAGAUGAUAAUGACUCGAUUGGCAAGAAUAGUCUCUAUCACGAGCCAUUCAAUGUGAAUAUGUAUACCAGCGGCGUUAACGGAUAUGCGGCCGUAAAUGAUUUACAAUGUAAUAUGACGCCCGACUAUACAGAUGUACCCGAAGGCGGCUAUGCUGUGCCACACAUGCAGGAUUACAUGCCCGCCACAAAGAUGUCAAUGUCCGGUGGCGGUGUUGUCGGCGGUUAUGUGAAUGUGCGUCGCACACCACCACCGCCGUUGAGCGCGAUCUUUCCCCGACCACCGUCGGUGCCGCCUCCACCUAUGGAGAAGUAUUACGCCACCACAGCGAUAUUCAAGCCAAUCAAGGGACCAACGAGCGGCAGCAAUUGCGGCACGGUGGGCAGCAACAGCGGCGGCGGCAGCAGCACACAUAAACCCGGCAGCAGCGUCGGUAAGUGUGGCAGCAAUAGCGGCAUUAGCAGCAGCAGUGAACACAAUAACUACGAUGACGGUAUGGGCACGAUGAAUUCACAGUCAACGGCGCCAAUGUUGAAUGCCUACAAUGCUGGCGGCGGCGGUGGCGGUAAUAGCGGUGUUGGUGUUGGCAUUGACUCAAUGCAAUUCCAGCGCGCUAGAACCUAUAACUUCCGCAGCUAUCCCGACAAUCUUUAGUUUGAAAC